Molecule: messenger RNA, 1842 nt
Organism: Theobroma cacao (cacao)
Lineage: Eukaryota; Viridiplantae; Streptophyta; Magnoliopsida; Malvales; Malvaceae
Gene: MORF1
Product: multiple organellar RNA editing factor
Biological process (GO): mitochondrial mRNA modification; cytidine to uridine editing
Cellular component (GO): mitochondrion
Source: RefSeq, a predicted model, not a curated record
AUUGUACAAUUCCGUAUUUCACCUUCUCGACACUCUCACUCUCUCUCUAGAAAGUUCCCUAAACCCUGUAAAACCCUAGCGCUUUGUGUCUCUACCACCGAAACCUUAGCCAUGGCUCUGCAUCCACUUCGCCUCCGUCGGACACUAACUACUCUGACUACCCUCCACCGUACUCUCUCCAUUCCCAACCCUGCUGUCCCUACAAUUACAGCCACCAUUUCCAAUUCCACCCGUACUCCAUUAUCAUCAACAACAUCAUCCUUCGGUAUCUUUCAAUCUCGAUGGUUCAAAUCGUCGGGGGGUCCACUUUCAUCUCCGAGACAGUACAAACUAUACAAAGAAGGGGAUGAGAUAACCGAAGACACGAUUUUAUUCGAAGGCUGCGAUUACAACCAUUGGCUCAUCGUCGUUGAUUUCCCCAAAGAUAAUAAGCCUCCCCCUGAAGGAAUGGUCCGUACUUACGAGCAGAUUUGUGCUCAAGGCCUCGGCAUCAGCGUGGAGGAGGCGAAAAAAAGAAUAUAUGCGUGUAGCACAACUACUUAUGAAGGUUUUCAGGUUUUAAUGUCUGAAGAAGAGUCUGAAAAGUUUCAUGAUGUACCCGGGGUUGUUUUUGUAUUGCCAGACUCUUAUAUUGAUCCAGUAAAGAAGGAGUAUGGAGGCGACAAAUAUGAAAAUGGUGUUAUCACACCAAGACCACCCCCUGUUCAGUAUGGUAGACACCAAGGUGGUAGGUUCCGUCAAAAUAAUAGAAAUCCUGACCAACCAAGGUAUGAUCGACAAGGAAACCCAAUGCAAAACCAGCAAGGAAAUUCACCAUACAAUCAGCAGGGAUUUGUGCAAGGGGAUGGAAGGAACUAUAGGCCUCCACAAAAUUAUCCACCUCAACAAAAUUAUGGUCAGCAGCCACCAAUGAACAACAGGGAUGCUCCACAAGGAAGUGAUCCUUCAUACCAGGGCAGUUACAACCAAGGAGGGCAGGUAAAUUAUAUGUCCCAAGAGCGAAGGGACUUCUUUCAGAAAGAUGGGCACAAUUAUGUGCCUCCUGAGCAAAGGGAUUCCAGAGGAGAUCAAAGGAACUUUGCUUCCACACAAGGUGGGAAUUAUGGGCAGGGACCAAGUUCUGGCUAUGGGCAGAAUUUUGGGCAAGGGGCAAAUCCUGGCUAUGGGCAGAAUUUCGGGCAAGGAGCAAAUCCUGGCUAUGGGCAGAAUUAUGGGCAAGCAAAUCCUGGUUAUGGGCAGAAUUAUGGGCAAGGAGCAAAUCCUGGCUAUGGACAGAGUUAUGGGCAAGGAUCAAAUCCUGCGUCUGGUCAGAACUAUGGGCCAGGAGCAACUGCUGGCACUGGGCAGGGUUAUGGGCAGAGAACAAAUGCUGGGGAUGGACAGACUUACCCGGGACAUGGAGCUGGUCAAGGGUUCUCACAGGCAGAGCAGAGAAAUGUGCAAGGAGAGCCAACCGGAUCAAUGGGACAAGGAGGGAUGCAACAAGGAAGAUACUGAAAGAUUUCAAACGGUUCUUUGAGAUGAUUGGGAGAAUGGACGUGCAAAGGAGUCAUGGUGUCUUUUCUUUCUCUCUUUAAGAGUUACCUAUAGCAGUUUCUGUUAUCUGUCGUGGUAAAUAGUCGACUGUUUUGUCUUAGAUCAGUUUUCUGACUGUGAAGUUCGAGCUUGUAGCAUCCCCUAUUUGGUUAAGAGCUUGGACUAGAAUUUUAUCAUCAAAUCAAAAUGUGAUUUUGCCUUCUUGUUUCUGCCUUUUCAUUAUCAGAAAAUGUAGGAAUUUCCUCCUAUCGUCCGUAUGAAUCUCUCUUCUUGAAGAAAAUUCUGCAUGGAGGCUGCCAUUUAACA